Messenger RNA from Actinia tenebrosa (Australian red waratah sea anemone), 2123 nucleotides. RefSeq names its product epithelial sodium channel subunit alpha. Gene Ontology annotation, molecular function: ligand-gated sodium channel activity. The record is from RefSeq and is a predicted model, not a curated record. Gene Ontology annotation, biological process: sodium ion transmembrane transport. Lineage: Eukaryota; Metazoa; Cnidaria; Anthozoa; Actiniaria; Actiniidae. Gene Ontology annotation, cellular component: plasma membrane.
GCUCUUUAGUUUGAUGACAGACUAAUGGCUACGUUUAAGCCUUUCGUUAUACGAGCAUUCAGAACAGUUUGCGGUGUAAUUCAAUAACGCAAUCAAGAAGAAGAAAAUCCCCGGCUUUAGAUUCAUUUCGGACAUGCGCAGUGCAUUAUUCUAUCCGUUCGGAUGGUAUUAAAGCUCGUCCUUUUAAGAACAGACAUUUGGUAUGCAGACAGUUGUUAGUCAAUAGCGCGGAUUUCAGCUUGUCAAAAUUUUUCAUUUGGACUUUAACUGCCGAGUGAGGUGUUCUAUACUAACUAGAACUAACCUAAAAAUGGAUGGACUAGAGUCACCAACACAAGAAACCAAAAUGAAUCCAAAAACCAAAUCAUCUACUUUAUCUGUCAUCAAAGAAUUCUGUGACUACACUUCGAUUCAUGGCCUUGGUCGUACAGCAGGCGCAAAACAUCUUCUUCAAAAAUUUGUCUGGUUGUUGCUUUUCUUGGGUGCACUGGGAAUGGCUGUCUUUCAGCUUAGAGAGCUUUACUUGAAGUACGAGAGCCGUCCGGUCAGUACCAUUAUGAAACUAACAAACAAAGCGACUCUUCGAUUUCCAGAGGUUACAUUCUGUAAUAUCAAUCCACUUCAUGCUUCUUUGGUACAAGAAAUAACUCCUGAAUUGUACAGAGAAAUAAUGUCGACAAAAGGUGAAAAUAUGAUCGAUGAUGAACCAAUGUCGUGGCCAUCACUCAGUGGUGACGAGGACAACGAGAACAACCAAACCUCUCCUGACACAACUUCAACUCCACCACCAACAACAAGUUCUCAUCUCAACACAAGCAUUGACUCAGACGAAGACCAUGAGAAAGACGAUUUCGAAGAUCAGCCAUUGCUAAGAAAGAGAAGAAGUCAGGGUGAAAGUAACGAACAGGGAAGGUUAGGGGAAGGAAAUGACAAUGACAGCGACGACAAUGAAGAUGGUGAGGACAGUAAGAGCGAUGACGAUAACGAAGGCAAUGGAGAUGAUGACUAUUAUGAUUAUGAUGACGUUGAUGAUGAGGAUGAUUUUCCAGUGAAUCCUUCAGAACUUCUAGCAAGUCACAAAAGGCAACAACUGAUUUAUCAGUUUAUCUCGGAAAUUGGCGAAAGAGUAGGAUAUAAGAUAGGGCACCAGUUCCACGAUUCUGUUCUUGCUUGUUCCUUCAGAGGAAUGGACUGCAAGAAAAAGAUGAUCCAAUAUUGGGCAAAGUUUUGGCAUCAUAAAUAUGGCAUUUGUUAUACUUUUAAUGCAAAAGCCAAAUCCUUCAAGCCCUUAAAAUCUAACAAAGCAGGACCAUCUCACGACCAGGCAAACUACAUGUCGGAGUUCACAAGAAUGGCUGGGUACAAAAUCGUAAUCAACGAACAAGGAUUAAUGACGUUCCCAGACGAAGAAGGCAUWAAUGUUCCUCCUGGAGUGUUUGCAUCAAUUGGAAUGCGAAAGGUGCACAUCAUCCGUGCUGAUCCGUUUAACAAUAACAGCUGCUUUGACAACAAAAAGCAAUCAAACGAGGGCAUGUAGAGAGUCUUGUCUUKCUUACAAUCAACGAAAGUACUGCAACUGUUCCGAGUACAGAUUCCCUUUUACUGACAAUACCCCAGCAUGUCUCAUGUUCAACAUCACUCACGCAAAAUGCUUGAGAAACGUCAACGCCUUAUUCAAGGACAACAAACUAAACUGUUCAAAGGAAUGCACACCACCCUGCAAGGAAGACUACUACAGGUUGUCUCCAUCCUUUGCAGCUUGGCCUUCCAAAAAAUAUGAAGAAGAAAUUUUUAAAGGCAAAAAUGAAGAUUUGGACAGAAAAAUCCAUUUCAGCGAUAACUAUCUUAAAGUCAGCAUUUUCUACGAGCAACUGAACUAUGAAAUUAUCGAGGAAACGGUCUCUUAUGGGGUCAUUGACUUUGUCUCCGACGUGGGAGGUCAACUGGGCCUGUGGCUUGGUGUCUCUGUUCUCGCUGCUACUGAAGUCAUUGAGCUCAUGAUGCUCAUCGUCAUUUUCCUUUGCAAAAAGGGAGAGAAGCCAGAGAGAGGGAUGAUGAAUGAAGACAAAACCUUUUACCUGCAAGAAGAACUGAAACUAUCAAACAUUAGCAGUCGUUUGUAA